Messenger RNA from Dicrocoelium dendriticum, 585 nucleotides. The record is from the annotation of a GenBank genome assembly. NCBI's taxonomy places the organism in Eukaryota, Metazoa, Platyhelminthes, Trematoda, Plagiorchiida, Dicrocoeliidae.
AUGACGAGAGACUCGCGCAAUUCAGCUGGAAUCAUCUUCCAUUGUUUGGCGGCUCCUCCGAAGAUCACCUGCCACUCCAGUUGGCUAGAUCUUCAGGCGGUACCCGAUGAUCCGUCAGGUCUGCACUAUUCGGAUUACGAAGGCCUCGGAGCAUCUUUCCCACUUACCCAGCCGGCCGCAUUUGACAAAGCAGCCAUAUCGAAUACCGCGGAACCUUCCAAGCUGGAGCCGUUGCUACUCGAGAUGCGUGAGCGUAUCGUUCGUGGGUUGCGCAUCUGCCGAAAGAUGCGGCAAUUUCACCUAUCCAUCUCCCUCCUGAUGAUGUUGCUAGCGCUGAUGCUUCCCACGUGCUUACCACACUCCAAUUUGGCCACUAAUGUCGUGGGGAUGUUCACUUUUGUCAUAAUCGGAGCCACUUUAUUUGCAUUGGUGUGGGGCUCGAUUGUGGGUCGGACGACUGAGCGACGCGCUUUGGAAAAUGCCGUCCAGACGAUCAAUGUUUGGCUGUCUUGUUUGCCCUCCUCUGUGUCAAAUGGGCUAAAGACACCGGUUCCCGAGGCUGUGCCACGUGGUGAUGUGCUGUGA